Cinara cedri is the source of this 969-nucleotide messenger RNA. The record is from the annotation of a GenBank genome assembly. NCBI's taxonomy places the organism in Eukaryota, Metazoa, Arthropoda, Insecta, Hemiptera, Aphididae.
AUGGACAACGAAAAGGACAUAAGGGGCAGUCAGUCAAUAAACACCAAUAGCACAGAGGAUAUUUUUCAACCUGAUUUGCUGCACCAUCAUACCUAUGCAGUUGAUUCUCAAGUGGCAAGUAAUACACAUUUAGACCUAAACCACUUAUUGUCAUUUAGUAAUGCUUCUUCUGAACACUCUAAAACACAAGAAGAAGAAUGUGCUUUUCUUACAAAUAAUCUACAAAGUGUUCAUUUGACACGUGAUAAUCCAUUAUCCAUUAAUCUGCCAUCACGGCGACGACGAUUAAUACCUGUCAAUAAUAAAGCUAACGAUUAUGACUAUGAGUCAAGUUCUGGUAGUGAAUUCAGUGAUGAUCCUGACAGGUUCUUAAAUGUUGACCUCGACUCAAAACCUAUACCUGAGUUAACAGCUGAAGAAGAACUGAAAGAUGAACGUAAUUGGAGGUCUUGUACGGUUACUGGAGUUGUUAGUAAGAUUGAUAUGAAAGUAAUAGAGCCUUAUAAAUGUGUACUAUCACAUGGUGGUUAUAUGACUACUGGUUCUCACAAUGCUAUUAUUGUAUUUAGUGCAUGCUAUUUACCGCAUCGUAAUCGUGUAGACUACAAUUAUGUUAUGAAUAAUCUAUUUGCAUAUGUUAUUUCAACUUUAGACCAAUUGGUCACAGAAGACUAUGUUCUGGUCUACUUACAAGGAGGUACUUCUAAGGACUGUGUUCCCGGUUUCUCUUGGUUGAAACGUUGUUAUAAGAUGAUCGAUAGAAAAUUAAGAAAAAAUUUAAAAUUUUUGUAUUUAGUUCAUCCAACAUUUUGGUUGAAAACUCUUGUACUAAUGAUCAAACCAUUUGUAAGCUCGAAAUUUGGCAACAAGAUACAUUUUAUAAACAGCUUAGAUGAACUUUAUGAUUGUGUGCCAGUUGAAAGAGCCAGUAUACCAGACAGGGUGAAGCAAUUUGAUUGUACGAGAUAA